This is a messenger RNA of Rosa rugosa (rugosa rose), 438 nucleotides long. RefSeq names its product phosphatidylinositol 4-kinase gamma 3-like. The record is from RefSeq and is a predicted model, not a curated record. NCBI's taxonomy places the organism in Eukaryota, Viridiplantae, Streptophyta, Magnoliopsida, Rosales, Rosaceae. The coding region runs from base 1 to 396 and encodes 131 amino acids. The transcript has 2 exons.
AUGGUUUUUCUUGUGAAGAAACAGAAGCUGCAUGGUAGAGAAUUGGCUACGAACAAUUCUCGGGUAAGGGACUAUGUGGUAACUGAUAGGAACCAAUUGCACUUGGUCCUUGGGCUUUCGGACCUCCAGGUUAUUACUGUUAGGAGUUUGAGUUGCAUGUUGAGGGGAGUAGGAAUGUCGGAUAUGUAUGUGAAGCAGCAGAUUGCUAAGAAAGGUAAUGGGUCUGUUGAUGUCAAAGAUCGGGAAUCAUCAGAUGGUGAAGAGCUUGAAGAUCAAAUCCUGAUAUCAAAGGAAGAUGCCAGCAUUGCUGGAAUGUUCGGGAGGAAGUUGAGUAUCCUUUUAGCUGGAGAGUGGAAUCAAGUCCGGGCAUUGACUAGGAAGAGACUAUUUCCGUGAACAACAGGCGACUCUGAUUCAAUUCCGAUUAGGAGAUCGAUG